Amoebophrya sp. A25 is the source of this 2654-nucleotide messenger RNA. Lineage: Eukaryota; Dinophyceae; Syndiniales; Amoebophryaceae. The record is from the annotation of a GenBank genome assembly.
AUGGGUGCCGGUGUAUCUCGCAUGCUCGGUAAGAGCAAGAGUGCGAAGGUGGUGAAUGCAACGCUAGAACAAGAUGCACUAACAAAACAGGAACUUCUAGGGAGCAAGAAGGCGACAUUUUCGGCUUCUAGCUCAAAGUCUACCAUCUGCUCUACUUCUAGUACAGCAAGUAGUGGUGCCUCGUCGAAAGACCAGAAGCAACGACAGGGAGCUUCUUCUUCCACGACAACUGGCAACAGCAACAAUGCCUCAACUACAUCUCAAGGUGGUGCUACAACUCCAGCUUCAUCAAGCAGUGAUGCCGGACAACAUGCAGCUUCUACUCCUUCCGCCUCACUGCUCCAAUUGAAGCCAGAGAUUGUGCGUUUGUUUGGAGAACAAACCGCGAACAACCUUCUCAGUACGAAGUGGGAUCAUAGGGAAGUACUUCCUUUUUGCUCAGUCACACCUUAAUGUAUGAUUUUUAUGACCACCUGACGCGCAUGUAUGUUCUUCAAUUUGGUGCAGCCAGCUACUUACGGUGAAGAUUGUGAAGAUUCCUUUCAUCCACAUCUUCGACACCUGUAGUUGCUUGUGGUCUCUUUUGUUCCGCAGUGACUGCAUUUUCCGUAGUCAACUUGUUCAACUUCAACUCCACAUGUUGUAGACUUGUCUGCCGGUCAUGUGUUUCUUGUGGCGGGGGCUGUUUGUUGGUCACUCCGUAGGGGGGUCUUACCGCUUAUUAUUUCGGCUGCUCGCUUAUUUCAGUUUUUCGAGUAGACUCGUCUAGUAUGAUCAACUUACUUGUUCAACUUCAACUUGACACUCUCAACAGACCGCCCUCCGGCGAAUUUCUUCCGAAGUAAGCAGUGGGAAUCUUCUGCUCAGUUGCGGUAUCUUGGAGAACACGAGUACUGAUAAAGUCUCAACCGUCAUCCUCGCGAGCCACGAAUGCUUCCUUAGGGUGCUGCGAUUGCAGGAAGAAAGGAGUCGAUGUCUCGAGGUGCUGCUCCAAUUCGUGCUGCCGAAGAGCUGGGUCCAAGCACCCAAAAUCGCGAAGAGUGCGAAGUUGGUAACUCAUCACUCACCCUCACGAUAUAUGAUAUAUCAAUCUUCUUCACCGGCAGCUCCUUCUUGUAAUUUUUUAGAAUUAUAUAUAAGUUCUAUUCUCUAGCAGGUUCAGGAGGUCCUUCUAAUUUAGAAUUAAAUUUGGUUCAGGAGGUCCUUCUAUAAUUUAUAGAAUUAGGUUCAGGUUGCCCAUGAUGCUAUAUACUCAGGUUGUCCGGUACUUCGUGGAGUCCUUUCCAGACACGGCUAGCGACGUGAUUCACUACCUUUACAACCAGUGCGAGGACCCGAGCAGGCGUGCGACAGUGUAAGAAUAUUUGUCUUUGUCCUGCUCCUGUUGAUCAGCACGAAGAUGACGUGUUGCCUAAGAGGACAUUAAGCACGACAUUUUCAAUUCUUAUCAUUACUGUUGCAGUACUACGAGCAGUAUCGUGCUGGUCAGCAAGAACAGAAUCAGGUAUUCAUCCUCCAACAAUACCAGGUGUCUCGGUGCAUUAGAGGUGAUGGAUUUGAUCUUGCAAGGAAACGAAGUGGGCAAGAAAUUUCAGGAAGCAAAAGAUGCGUGUAUUGACUUGCUCCGACUCGGAUUUCAAGACGGCUUGGGUCCUAAGAUUCGGUUUCGGGCCACGCUCGUCGUCAACAGAAUAAGAGAAUUCGUGCAGGAAGAUGUACAUCGGCAUCGACUUUGUUUUUUAUGUUUCGUCACCGAGAAUUUCUUGUUCGUGGUUGACGCUCAACAUAACUAAUGAACCUUACUAUUUUCCGAAGACGACGCGUACUUGCUCUAAGCCAAAAAUAAACUUGCAAAACCAUCUUCAAUCAUCAGGAACUGGAGCCCUUAUUCCGUGACUUGCGUCCUGCUGUUGUGUCGCAGAUCAAUCGAGCGCGUGGGCGUGCAGGUGAGCAAGAGGAGACAUGCUCCAACACAGGUCGUGCUGAACGUAGUAGAAGCAAGAAGUCAAGCCACAGUACAGGACAAACGUCAUCGGGAGGUUUCAGUUCUAUUAUGAAGGUUGGGUGCCUGAAGACUUGCAGCACGACUGCAGCAUUUUUCAUCUGCCUCAAUCAUCGUCUUUACAUUGCACCAUCGACGAUUAUCUCGAUCGAACAUGACCUCCUAACUAAUGUCUAGAAGUACCUCUAGCUCUAGCCCACACAACCCAUCUCCAUUUUUAUCUCAUCCUCACACUCCCCAUCAGCACGAUCCUCACCCCUCCUAAUCUCCCCAUCUUCACCUCUAACCAAAGCACUGCCGCGGCAAACAACGGAUACCCGAAUAAGGCAGCGAACAAGUACGAGUUUCCGUAUUCGGAUAGCUACGACGAAAUCUUGAUGGACAAGAUUUUAGAUGAAGCCGGGAUGGUUAAGGCGCGGCCCUUCUCACUUAAUAUUCAUCUAGCAGAUGACUGCAACCUUGAAAAGUAUAAUGGACGAGUAUCGCAGGGGUGUACACGGGAAUACUUUUCACGGAUGCAGUUGGGAGAUGAAUUGCGGAGAGGUCUAACAUGGUCUUCCAAAAGUCCGACCGCCUCUGUGACGAAUCCACUAGCGCUGGCGGUAGUACUCGCGAAUCUUUUGGGAUUCUCAAUGCGGAUUUGUUGACAUAA